Messenger RNA from Leptopilina heterotoma, 354 nucleotides. RefSeq names its product 60S ribosomal protein L39 (gene RpL39). Bases 136 to 291 code for a protein of 51 amino acids. Gene Ontology annotation, biological process: translation. The record is from RefSeq and is a predicted model, not a curated record. NCBI's taxonomy places the organism in Eukaryota, Metazoa, Arthropoda, Insecta, Hymenoptera, Figitidae. The transcript has 3 exons. Gene Ontology annotation, molecular function: structural constituent of ribosome. Gene Ontology annotation, cellular component: cytosolic large ribosomal subunit; ribosome.
GGUACGUUCGUUUCAAGCGGAACCCUAAGCGACAGAUGACACAGAUGUCGCUCGCUUAACCGGAAUUGAACUUGAGUGGCAGUUCUUUAAUAUUUUCUUUUCUGUGGACCUUCUUCGUAAAACUACGAACGCAAAAUGUCGGCCCAUAAGACAUUUAUUAUUAAGCGCAAACUUGCGAAAAAGUUGAAACAAAACAGACCCAUUCCACAGUGGGUUAGAAUGCGAACAGGCAAUACAAUCAGAUAUAACGCCAAGAGGCGUCACUGGAGACGUACCAAGCUAAAGUUGUAAACAACUUUAAUUUAUCAAAUGUCGAUUAUGGGCUAAUAAAUGAAUUUCCUUUAUAUUAAUUAA